Messenger RNA from Manihot esculenta (cassava), 1321 nucleotides. Its product is annotated as metal transporter Nramp5. Gene Ontology annotation, molecular function: hydrolase activity; manganese ion transmembrane transporter activity; cadmium ion transmembrane transporter activity. Gene Ontology annotation, cellular component: membrane. Gene Ontology annotation, biological process: metal ion transport. The transcript has 8 exons. The record is from RefSeq and is a predicted model, not a curated record. The coding region runs from base 458 to 880 and encodes 140 amino acids. Lineage: Eukaryota; Viridiplantae; Streptophyta; Magnoliopsida; Malpighiales; Euphorbiaceae.
UGGUGCCACUGAGCAGAGACGCUAAUCUCCAUUCCACGCCGCCUCACGUCACGCAUAUCAGUCUCCACUGAGUAGAGACGCUAAUCGGCGUCGGUCGUCGCUCUCCACGCAAUCGUCGGUCGUCGCUCUCCAGUCCAUCGGCUCUCCGCGCCGUCAGCAACUUGGUUGUCCUCAAUCCUCUGUCUUCCUCAGCCCUCAGUCUUCCUCAGUUCUCAGUCCUCAGUCCUCAUCAACAACUGUAAAAGUGGAGACUAAUAUGCAAGCUGGAGCAAACCAUGGUUAUGAGGUAAAACAAACAAACACACAUACAUAUGUAUGUAUGUAUGUAUGUAUGUAUUAUCCUCUUUGAUUUGAGCGAUUAUCCGGGCAGUUUUGUCCUCAAUUUGAGAAACUGAUCUCAUGUAAGAAGUCAUACAUACAUACAUGAUACGAACAUACAUACAUCGCUCUUAUUAAGAUGGGAUUGAUAUCAGAAAAACAUCUGGCUGAGUUGUGCAAGGUGGAGUACCCAAAAUAUGUGAAGCUUUGUUUAUGGUUACUGGCUGAGGUUGCUGUCAUAGCUGCAGAUAUACCAGAAGUAAUUGGAACAGCUUUCGCACUAAAUAUACUGUUUCAUAUCUCACUAUGGAUUGGAGUUCUAUUGACUGGUUUUAGCACUCUCCUGCUAAUUGGCCUGCAGAAAUAUGGGGUGCUUGUUGUCCAGGAAAAGAGUGGCAGAUUUCGAGGAACAGGGGUGUGGAAAAUUCCCACUGGAGUUGUUGAUGAGGGUGAGGAUAUCUUCAAGGCAGCUAUGAGAGAAGUAAAAGAAGAGACAGGAGAUAUGGGGCAUCUUCUGGCAAGUAGGAGGAUGGCAAGGAAGUCGAGUUUAUGGUUUAGGUAGUGCUGCCUCUUCUGCCUUCUCUCAAACAGGAACUGGGGGAACAUCAACAAAUGUUCCAUCAUCCCAAUCACCAGAAUGGAAGAAAGCAAUUGAAGCAAAGUUUGAAGAGAAGUAUAAUAGUUUGCAGAAACUUGUAGAAGACCAAAAUCAGCUGAUAGCUAAAAUGCGUGAUGAACUACAGACAGCGAAGAUGGGACAUCAGUCUUCCUCAUUGAUGCCAUCAUCGUCUGAUAUUCCUCCAGCUCAUAGAUCCCUUGGUGAUUCACAUAUGGAUUAGCAUAAUGUCAUUUCUCACGUACUUAAAUAAUAUAUUUUAUGAUAUGAAUUUGAUACUAUUUGGAUCCAUUAUAUAUUUUGAGAUAUUUUAAGUUUCUUAGUGUUGAACUAUAGUAAUGUUUUGAACUUUUAGAUUGCAGAAUUAUGAAAUGAAGUUUAUGCGUA